UGAUCCAAUACACUAUAUCUCAGCAAUAUACUUACAAAAUAUCUAGUUUGUGCUGUAUCAGUAACUAUGUUAGGUCAUGUCAAAUAUUAUGGGCAUCAUCACCUAUUCGAUAUUCUUAUUCUUUUCUGCUUUGCAGCUUUAGCCUUAGUAUGGUUUCGACGGAGCACAAAGAGGUCAACUUUCGUGCCACCAUUGCCGCCUGGCCCUCGCGGCUUCCCACUGGUCGGAUACCUUCUUUUUCUGAUUAGUCCAAACCAUCUUCUGGAGUUCUCAAGUUUGGCUAAAAUUUAUGGUCCAAUAUUCAAGUUUUGGAUGGGAACCAAACUAUUCGUGGUCAUCACAUCGCCACAGCUAGUCGGCCAAGUGGUCCGCGAACAAGACACAGUGUUUGCUAACCGUGUUCAAAGUACUUGCACGUUAAUCGCCACACAUGGUGGCAAUGACAUUGCUUUCGCCUCGUACGGUCCAAAAUGGAAGAAGCUUCGAAAGAUCUUUGCUCAUCAGAUAUCAACUACUUCCGUACUCGAUAAGCUGUACUGGUUGAGGAAAGAAGAGGUGAGAAAAUCUGUGAAGUACCUGUAUGAGAAGAUUGAUUCCCCAGUUGAUAUUGGGAGCUUGGCAUAUCAAACCUCCACGAACUCCAUGAUGCGCAUGACGAUUGGUGCUUCCAUAGAAGGAGAUGACACUGAUAUUGACGUCGAUCAAUUUAGAAAGAUGACAGAGGACCUUAUGGCACUAGUUGGAAAAACUAAUAUUUCUGACGUUUUCCCAGCUCUUAAGUGGUUUGAUAUACAAGGAAUCGAAAGAGAUUCAAGGGAGAUUACCCGAGUGUUUGAAGUGAUGUUUGACAAUGCCAUGUCCAAACGGAAGAAGGCCAGGUCAUCCACGAGGAAGGACUUUCUGCAGUUCCUUAUGGAGCUUCAUCUGGAUCAAGAUAGUAAAACUCCUAUUACCAUGUCUGAAAUUAAAGCCUUACUUAUGGACAUUUUACUAGGAGCAACAGACACUACAACAAGCUCGGUGGAAUGGGCAAUGGCAGAGAUUUUCAAACAUCCAAAGGUGUUAAUGGAAAUUCAGUCAGAACUAAAACAAGUUGUAGGAUUGAACAACCACGUAGAAGAGUCUCACUUGUCCAAGUUAACCUACUUAAAUGCUGUCUUUAAGGAGACUUUACGUUUACACCCACCAGGGCCCUUCCUACUACCCCGUUCUCCAAGCAAAUCUUCAAUUGUUGGCGGCUAUACUAUACCCAAGGGAAGUACAAUUUUUCUAAAUGUUUGGUCUAUACAAAGAGAUCCUAGCAUUUGGGAAAAUCCUUUGGAAUUUAUACCCGAGAGGUUCCGAAGAGAUGAAAUCCAAGGUAGCAGCAUUAAUUAUAACUUUUCAGGUAACAAUUUCAACUAUCUUCCAUUUGGAUCAGGGAGAAGAAUGUGUGCUGGAGUUUCCUUAGGAGAGACGAUGGUGAUGUUGAUUCUAGCUUCAUUCUUGCACUGCUUUGACUGGAAAUUGCCCAUUGGCAGUGAGCUUGAACUAUCACACAAGUUGGGGUUUGUUGUCAAGAAAAAGAAUCCUUUGAAAGCUAUUCCCACACCAAGGUUUUCUGAUUUGGAACUAUACACUGCUUAGUCUUAAUAUAUAUAUAUAUAUAUAUAUAAGAAUAUAUACUCGUAAUAUACAGGUAAGGUAGAUCGCAACAAGCUAAUAUACUGUACGAUGUAUAUAUAUUGGAAUAUUAUUGGGUAAUGAUUGUUUUU
Molecule: messenger RNA, 1754 nt
Organism: Humulus lupulus (European hop)
Lineage: Eukaryota; Viridiplantae; Streptophyta; Magnoliopsida; Rosales; Cannabaceae
Product: flavonoid 3'-monooxygenase-like
Exons: 2
Coding region: 67-1626 (519 amino acids)
Molecular function (GO): oxidoreductase activity, acting on paired donors, with incorporation or reduction of molecular oxygen; heme binding; iron ion binding
Source: RefSeq, a predicted model, not a curated record